GCGGCAGGCAUGGCGGCGGCGGGAACCGGACCCAGCCCGGGAGCAGGUGCCGGGCCCGGCCCGGGCGCGGCUGCAAAUGCAGCAGCUGCAGAAGACGGAGAGACGAAGCCGGCGGCACCGGUAGCAGGCGCUCCGGCUGGAGAGGGGACGUCUGCUGCUCCCGCGGCGGAGCCCAGCUCGGGAGAAGCUGAGAGCGGGGAUGCCAGCUUGGCGGAUAUAAGCGGCGGUUUAGAGACAGAAUCCGCGAACGGGAAGGAUACACUAUGGGCACAGGACGGCGCCGGGGACACGUCGGAGGUGAUGGACGUGCAGACGGGCUCGGUGGACGAGAACUGCCGGCAGCUGGGGGAAGUGGAGCUGCAGUGCGGCAUCUGCACGAAAUGGUUCAUGGCGGAGACCUUCGGCAUCGACACUUCAUCCUGCCUGCCUUUCAUGACUAACUACAGUUUUCAUUGCAAUGUUUGCCAUCACAGUGGGAAUACCUAUUUCCUCCGGAAGCAAGCAAACUUGAAGGAAAUGUGCCUUAGUGCUUUGGCCAACCUUACAUGGCAGUCCCGAACACAGGAUGAGCACCCGAAAACCAUGUUCUCCAAAGAUAAGGAUAUUAUACCAUUUAUUGAUAAAUACUGGGAGUGCAUGACAACCAGACAGAGACCUGGGAAAAUGACUUGGCCAAAUAACAUUGUUAAAACCAUGAGUAAAGAGAGAGAUGUGUUUUUGGUAAAGGAACACCCUGAUCCAGGGAGCAAAGACCCUGAAGAAGAUUACCCUAAAUUUGGACUUCUGGAUCAGGAUCUUAGUAACAUCGGUCCUGCUUACGACAACCAGAAACAAAGCAGUGCAGUGUCUACCAGCGGGAAUCUGAAUGGGGGCAUUGCAGCAGGGAGCAGUGGAAAAGGAAGAGGAGCCAAGCGCAAACAGCAGGACGGAGGGACCACGGGGACCACCAAGAAGGCCCGCAGUGACCCUUUGUUUUCUGCUCAGCGCCUUCCCCCUCAUGGCUACCCCUUGGAGCAUCCAUUUAAUAAAGAUGGCUAUCGGUAUAUUUUAGCUGAGCCUGACCCCCACGCCCCUGACCCUGAGAAGCUCGAACUUGACUGUUGGGCAGGAAAACCUAUCCCUGGAGACCUCUACAGAGCCUGCUUGUACGAGCGAGUUUUGUUAGCCCUACAUGAUCGAGCUCCCCAGCUGAAGAUCUCCGAUGACCGGCUGACUGUGGUUGGAGAGAAGGGCUACUCCAUGGUGCGGGCCUCUCACGGGGUGCGGAAAGGUGCCUGGUACUUUGAGAUCACUGUGGAUGAGAUGCCACCCGACACUGCUGCCAGACUGGGUUGGUCUCAGCCCUUAGGCAACCUCCAAGCUCCCUUAGGCUAUGAUAAAUUCAGCUAUUCUUGGCGGAGCAAAAAGGGAACCAAGUUCCAUCAGUCCAUUGGCAAACACUACUCCUCUGGCUACGGACAGGGAGAUGUCCUGGGAUUCUACAUCAACCUUCCUGAAGAUACGGAGACAGCCAAGUCAUUGCCUGACACAUACAAAGACAAGGCUUUGAUCAAGUUCAAGAGUUAUCUGUAUUUUGAGGAGAAAGACUUCGUGGAUAAAGCAGAGAAGAGCCUAAAGCAGACUCCCCAUAGUGAGAUAAUAUUUUAUAAAAAUGGUGCCAAUCAAGGUGUGGCUUACAAAGAUAUUUUUGAGGGGGUUUACUUCCCAGCCAUCUCACUGUACAAGAGCUGCACGGUCUCCAUUAACUUCGGGCCGUGCUUCAAGUAUCCUCCCAAAGACCUCGCUUGCCGCCCCAUGAGUGACAUGGGCUGGGGCGCUGUGGUAGAGCACACCCUGGCCGACGUCUUGUAUCACGUGGAGACAGAAGUGGACGGCAGGCGGAGUCCCCCGUGGGAACCCUGACCGGCCCCUCUGUGUUUUCAGACACGGACUUCUGGGGAGAAGACUGGGGCUUUGGUCUUUGCUUUUUACCCGUGCGCAGUGUUCCCGCAGCUGCCGCAGAACACGGCCUCACCCUUCAGCAAGGCGCAAGGCUGGGUGGGCCUGCGGGACACCCCUGCCCUCACGCAUCCCGUCCCCCGCUUCCAGUGACUGCUCUUCCUCUGUGUGCCAUAAACCGACAGCCGCUGACCCCAGGAUCCCGUAUGCUCCCUGUGGAACUGGUGCUGUGCCACAUCCCCCGCCCGCUGGGACUCGUUCCCUCACUGGAUUUUCCAAGGCGUGAAUAAUCUCGUCCAAGUAGCUAAGUUAUCUGAAGACGUGUCUUCCGUGGGCAUUGACUCCACUCCACCCCACCUGACUUCUGCUCGGGGGGAGGGCCUGCUUCCGAGGACAGCUGGAAUCACUGGCUGUGCCUUCCGGAGCAGUCCAAAGACUGUCACCUCUCUGCGUGAGUUUGGUUUUGCUAUUAAUUUUAAACACUGGGACCUCUGAAACGACUAGGUCUCCAGAGCUGUAAUUGUGACAGGGACUUGCUUCCACUUUACCAGAAACCCUUCCCCAAUAAACUUGUUCUUGAGUUUGCGCAGCCCUCGGAUUCCUUGGAGGUCGGGGCGGAGUGAGGAAGGGGAGCCAGCACUGGAAGGGAGAGACGCGUCUCGGGCCCGAAUCUCAGGCCCUUCCCUCUUGGCCUCUUCUCCAGCCAAAGGGGCAGCCUCAGGAGGGUUUAAAGGGCCAACGUUCUGGCCCUGCCCCUCUCCCAGCCAAGGCAUCUCUGCGUGCAGGCUGUCUCCCUGCCUGCCUGUCUUCCUUCCUAAUAGCCCACGACUGAAGGGCAGUGUUCAAACCACUAAAUGCUGGGAUGUGAGAAUGACCCCCCCCCCUUGAGUCCCUCUGGAGCUUCGCCAGCUCCCCUUUUAAACACGCUCAUCUCAUGGCAAAAUGUGGCCCCCCAGGCCUGCCUCAGCAACACUGCUACUCAUGACUGACGCAAAGUCAGCGCUGGGUCCCUGCAGUGUCCACAUGUGUUACCCACGUGACUCUGAUGGAUGUCCGAGUUCCCAGUCUAAAAAGUUACCCAAAUUUCAAGUGAGUGUUGGUAUCUUUUGGUAAUGCUGACUUGAUACAUUUGUCCUCUGCUGAGUUCCUUAGACUCGGAUUUGCCCAUUCGGUGUCUCCUACCAGGAAAGCGGGCACGGGACCGCUGGAGCUGUAGGCUGGAGUCUCAGCCUGUCACUCCCUAGACAGCUGUUGACUUGGGAGCCCAUCCUACAGGGCCCACCGUGGUGGGAGGCUUUUAGGUCAUCGGAGCAGGAGGGACUCCCAGGAAAAUGGCGUUCCUUUCCAUACCCACUCCGUCUCAGCGUAGCUGGCCUUCAUAACUUAGAGGUCACAGAAAAGACUUUCUGGUGAAUACUUGAAAAGAGAGUGAGCGUUUGCUAAGCUAAUCCGAAGGGCUCAAAGAAUACCUACUCUCGACACAGUCUGGUCGUCAGUGACAACUUGUUUUAUUCCAGUGAAAAAUAGCAGCUGGGAAAAUCUCCCCAGACACCACAGAGACAUAAUACAUGGUUUGAAGGCAGCAAAUGAGAAUCCAACUCAAAACCUUGGUGUUUGUUGGAAGCCUCUUUAUUAUCCUGUUUUUCUCUUGAAAUGAGAGUAUCUGUUGCUUUCACAUCGCUGUAAACAAGUAGCCAUUUUCUCUCAGUUGGUAGUGGACGGUCAUUUUAAGAACUUCUUUGUAACCAUCCUGUCUCCCCCUGAAACUUUUAAAUAAACAAUUCUAUCCAUACCAAAAGGAAACUAAGAAACAAGAAUAAAUUAUGAUAAAUACUUCUAUCACUUGUAAAAUUGUAGUACCUCAAUAAAUACCAGUGUUUCCACCA
This is a messenger RNA of Lepus europaeus (European hare), 3824 nucleotides long. RefSeq names its product ASH2 like, histone lysine methyltransferase complex subunit (gene ASH2L). The transcript has 16 exons. The coding region runs from base 10 to 1902 and encodes 630 amino acids. Gene Ontology annotation, cellular component: Set1C/COMPASS complex. Gene Ontology annotation, molecular function: transcription cis-regulatory region binding; protein binding. The record is from RefSeq and is a predicted model, not a curated record. NCBI's taxonomy places the organism in Eukaryota, Metazoa, Chordata, Mammalia, Lagomorpha, Leporidae.